Messenger RNA from Erigeron canadensis, 462 nucleotides. Its product is annotated as wound-induced protein 1-like. Lineage: Eukaryota; Viridiplantae; Streptophyta; Magnoliopsida; Asterales; Asteraceae. Bases 1 to 462 code for a protein of 153 amino acids. The record is from RefSeq and is a predicted model, not a curated record. The transcript has a single exon.
AUGGAAGCAAUCAACAAGAACAUAGUGUGUGACUUCUACAAGGCGUUGGCUGCCCACGACUCCGACAUGGUGCCACGACUCCUAUCUCCAAAUAUCGAUUGGUGGUUCCAUGGUCCGCCCGCUCAUAAGUACAACCUUAUGCAAUUGCUCACCGGUAGUCGUGUUUUAGAUGGUGAAGACUCUUACAAUCCUCACGUUGUCAUCGGUAUUGGGUCAGUGGUGAUAGCGGAGGGGUGUAACAUUCACGAGAACCAGAAAACCUAUUGGGUACAUGCGUGGACUGUCGAGAAUGGCAUCAUGACACAAGUGAGGGAGUAUAUAGACACAUUCGUUACUGUUAAUCGUAUCGACGAAUCUAGUAAUGUAUGUUUGUCUUCACCGCGAUCUCCUAAAUGUAAAAAUAUGUGGGAGAGUGAACUUGUUGACAAUGAUUGUGUACCUCGUCUUCUUCUAGUGAUUUAA